AUGUCGAGGCUCUCGCUGUUCUCGAAUAUCGGAGGCGCGGAAAUAUGGCUUUUUGUGGGUCUUGUGGUCGUGUAUGGGACUUACCUCGAGAUCCAGAGGAGAAGGAAUCCAUUUCUGCUGCUGGAUGGGCCUGAGUCGAAGAACUGGUUCGGGGGUCAUAUGGGCCUUGUCCUUGAUCCAGGCAGGUCACCUGAAAGUCACGAACGAUUCGUACAUCAAUAUGGUAGGAAUAUACGGAUCAAGGGCAUCCAUCCGUUUGAUGAACGUCUCCUUCCGAUGGACACAGUCUCUGUGAACCACGUCGCGAAGAACUCUAUGAUAUACGAGAAGCCCUGGCAGACCCGUCGCCUCAUCACAAGUCUCAUAGGAUGUGGACUUCUCUCCUCUGAGGGUGUACAGCACAAACGUCAGAGGAGGGUUAUAACGCCUGGCUUCUCGGUUCAGAAUCUGAGAGUAUUCGUGCCGAUGAUAAUGAUGAAGGGCCAGCAGAUGAGUGACAGGUGGAUGGAGAUGCUGAGCGAAAAGGAUAGCAAGUCGCUGGACACUCCCUCUGUGGACGGAGCAGAGAAGAGUGUAGCAGGAAAAGGGAGAUUAGCUGUGGACGUUUGUCGUUGGGUCAGCAGGGCGACGUUCGAUGUGAUUGGGUUGGCAUGCUUUGAUUACAGCUUCAACUCUAUUCAAGACGAGUCGAACGAAUUGUUCUGUGCGUACAGGGACAUGUUCAACCUAGCGCUCUCGCAAGCUCAGGCCGUGAAGUCUAUUCUCGCCAUCUGGUUCCCUUGGAUCUACUGGUUCUUCCCUGAUGAGACCAGCCAUGCAAUUCAAUCAGGCCAGGCCACGAUUCGAAGAGUCGCGAUGCAACUGAUCCAGGAGAAGCAGCAGAAGAUUCGCGAAGGCGAGCAGACUGGAAAUGCCUACGGAGGGAAGGAUAUGCUAUCGCUCCUUCUGAAAUCCAAUGCUUCGACUGCCAUUGCCCCCGAACAGCGUAUCUCAGAUGAAGACGUCCUGAACAGCAUCAACACCUUCAUGGCUGCUGGCACAGACACUACAUCUCUCGGACUAACAUGGACCAUCGUCCUCCUUGCCAAAAAUCCACACAUCCAGUCUCAGCUCCGUGACGAACUUCUUGCUCUUCGACCUCUUGCUCCACACUCGUCUCUCACUCAAGACGAAGUCGCUUCGUUAUGGGAUAAUGUGAACAAUGCGCCCUUUUUGCAGAAUGUGAUUCGGGAGUCGUUGAGGCUGAUUCCGCCUGUGCAUUCGAGUAUAAGGGUAGCGGUGAAGGAUGAUAAGUUGCCGAUGAAGGAUCCUGUGCGGUUGAGGAACGGGGCGGUUGUGAAUGAGAUUCUAGUGCCGAAGGGAACUGUUGUCCAUAUUCCUAUCGAGGGGAUGAAUUUGGAUAGGGAAUAUUGGGGAGAGGAUGCGAGAGAGUUCAAGCCUGAUAGGUGGAAUGAUCUGCCUGAAUCGGUCAAGGAAUUGCCUGGCAUCUACAACAACCUGCUGUCUUUUUCUGCUGGUCCUCGGGCGUGCAUUGGAUUACACGUCGCGAACAUAGAAAUGAAGAUGCUGAUCUAUAUACUCGUCACGGAUUUUGUGUUCUCGGAAGACCCAAGCCAGCGAAUAACCAAAGCAAAUGUCGUUUUUACGAGACCGUUUGUGGCGGGAAGUUUCAAGGAAGGCAGUCAGGCUCCGCUAGUGAUUACACCUUACCGGAGAGAAACUACGGAGACCUAG
Molecule: messenger RNA, 1734 nt
Organism: Stereum hirsutum FP-91666 SS1
Lineage: Eukaryota; Fungi; Basidiomycota; Agaricomycetes; Russulales; Stereaceae
Product: cytochrome-450 hydroxylase
Exons: 9
Coding region: 1-1734 (577 amino acids)
Molecular function (GO): oxidoreductase activity, acting on paired donors, with incorporation or reduction of molecular oxygen; heme binding; iron ion binding
Source: RefSeq, a predicted model, not a curated record